AUGGCUGAGGUAGAUUCUGGCCCGGUCGAACCCCAGGCCCGGCAUGUCGUCUACUGUGGAGUGUGCACUUUGCCCCCCGAGUACUGCGAGUUCGGCGGUACCGCGAAGAAAUGCGAGGAUUGGUUAAAGGAGAAACACUCGGAUCUGUGGGAGGGCCUGUACUCCGAAGAUGCCGUAACGGCCAACCUGUCCACCCUCUCCGUCUCUGCCCAGGAGCGCGCUGCGAAGGACGCUGCUAAGAAGGAGGCCAAGGCCGCUCAGAGUGAGGCCCGGGAUGCCGAGAAGAAAGCGGCCUCCAAGGUCCUGAUCAAGCGAGUCGAACGCAACAAGCGCAAAUACGUCACCGUUAUCAUCGGAUUGGAGGUUUUUGGACUCGAGAACAAGAAGAUUGCCAAGGAUCUGGGCAAGAAGUUUGCUACUGGAUCCUCGAUGACCCGAUCCCCGGCUGGCGCGGAGGAAAUCACCGUGCAAGGAGACGUCAGCGACGAUGUCCGCGAUUGGCUACUAGAGGUGCACGGAGACAAAGUGCCGGAAGCAAACAUCGAGUUGAUUGAGGACAAGAAGAAGAAGAAGGCUGAAGCCGCGGUUUAA
Messenger RNA from Penicillium cinerascens, 591 nucleotides. It is a transcript of the gene tma22, whose product is annotated as putative RNA binding protein Tma22. The transcript is spliced from 3 exons. NCBI's taxonomy places the organism in Eukaryota, Fungi, Ascomycota, Eurotiomycetes, Eurotiales, Aspergillaceae. Bases 1 to 591 code for a protein of 196 amino acids. The record is from RefSeq and is a predicted model, not a curated record. Gene Ontology annotation, molecular function: translation initiation factor activity; mRNA binding. Gene Ontology annotation, biological process: translation reinitiation; formation of translation preinitiation complex.